UCUCUUUUUUCUCUACUGGGAAGCUGUCAAACAGUGGCAUAAUCGGGAGCUAGAAGUGAGCUUAUAAAUAAUUGGUUAUUUUUAUUGUUUCUAUUGUGUCGAAUUCAAAGCAUCCCGAUUGUGUUAACAAUUUAGAUCAUAAUAACACAGCCAAAAUAUGUCCUAUCAGCUGUACCGGAACACCACUCUCGGAAAUACACUACAAGAAACCCUCGACGAACUGAUACAGUACGGUCAGAUUACUCCAGCGCUUGCCGUCCGAGUGUUGAUUCAGUUUGACAAAUCGAUAAACGCUGCUUUAUCGAACCGGGUGAAGUCUCGGGUGACGUUCAAGGCUGCGAAACUCAACACCUACCGAUUCUGUGACAAUGUUUGGACGCUAAUGCUGAACGAUGUCGAGUUCCGGGAAGUGCACGAGUUUGCCAAAGUAGACAAAGUGAAGAUUGUGGCCUGCGACGGAAAAAAUGCUAACGUAAAUGAUGAUAUCGGAAGGACCGAUCGAUAGGAUUAAAGUUGAUCAUCGACGUGGGUGUUGGUUUAUAUAAAAGCACAAUUCUAUUUUAAAAGUAUUUGCAACAUUUGUUUAAUUAUCGAUAUGACAAAAUAAAAAUGCAUAACUUAA
Messenger RNA from Wyeomyia smithii (pitcher-plant mosquito), 622 nucleotides. It is a transcript of the gene TfIIA-S, whose product is annotated as transcription initiation factor IIA subunit 2. Gene Ontology annotation, cellular component: transcription factor TFIIA complex. Bases 158 to 505 code for a protein of 115 amino acids. The record is from RefSeq and is a predicted model, not a curated record. The transcript has 3 exons. Gene Ontology annotation, biological process: RNA polymerase II preinitiation complex assembly; transcription initiation at RNA polymerase II promoter. Lineage: Eukaryota; Metazoa; Arthropoda; Insecta; Diptera; Culicidae. Gene Ontology annotation, molecular function: TBP-class protein binding; RNA polymerase II general transcription initiation factor activity.